GGCACACCUUUCCUUUGACUUUUGAAGCUUAUUUUUCUUUGGCACUGUUCAAAGUUAAUAUACCCAACGGAAAGAAAGAAAAAAAAAAACUGCAGUAUGAGAUAAGAAUUGAAUGGCAGAAACUGCAGUAUUGUUUGCCCUCGGAGAAUUGUUCCAAUUCCUAAAAAAAGAAACAAAUCUUCUGAGAGGUGUACACACAGAUUUUACAGACAUCAAAGAUGAACUUGAAAGCAUUCAAAUCUUCCUCAAAGAUGCAGACAGAAAGGCUGCAGAUGAAGCAGACACUAAUGAUGGAAUAAGAACUUGGGUGAAGCAUAUGAGGGAAGCAUCAUUUCGCAUUGAAGAUGUUAUUGAUGAAUACCUUCGGCUGAUCCAUAGGGCCAACCCUCCUGGAUGCGGAUCAUUAGUCUGCAAGAUUGUAAGCCUAAUCAAAACUUUGAUUUCUCAGCAUCAGAUAGCAUCUGAGAUUCAGGACAUAAAGCUGUCAAUUCGUGGAAUCAAGGACAGAAGUGAAAGGUAUAACUUUCAAAUUUUACAUGAACCUGGAUCAUCAAGUGUCAGCAGCAGCACAGGAGAGGCAGAAAAUGGAAGAUGGCGUGAUCCUCGAUUAUCUGCCCUUUUUAUUGAAGAAACUGAAGUUGUAGGAUUCGAAGGCCCAAGAGAGGAAUUAUAUGGUUGGUUAUUGGAGAGUCCAGCUGAGCGCACCGUAAUUUCAGUGGUAGGAAUGGGAGGUAUAGGGAAAACCACUCUUGCCAAGCUAGUUUUUGACAGCCAAAAGGUAACAACACAAUUUGAUUGUCGUGCUUGCAUCGCAGUUUCUCAAACAUACACCGUGAGAGGGUUACUCAUAAACAUGAUGGAGCAAUUUUGUCGGGAAACUGAAGACCCUCUUCCGCAAAUGUUACACAAAAUGGAUGACAAGUCAUUAAUUAUAGAAGUGAGGCAAUACCUGCAACAUAAGAGGUAUUUGAUAUUCUUUGAUGAUGUAUGGCAAGAAGAUUUUUCUGACCAGGUUGAAUUUGCCAUGCCUAAUAACAAUAAAGGUAGUAGGAUUAUAAUCACCACAAGAAUGAUGCUUGUUGCCGAAUUUUUCAAGAAAUCCUUUAUAGUUCAUGUUCACAAACUGCAACUCUUGCCUCCAAACAAAGUAUGGGAACUCUUCUGCAAAAAAGUAUUUAGAUUUGAACCUGGUGGGCAUUGUCCACUUGAGCUUGAGGCUGUAUCAAAAGAAAUUGUUAAAAAAUGCAAGCAGCUACCUCUUGCAAUUGUAGCCAUUGGUGGUCUACUUUCAACAAAAUCUAAAACAAUGGUUGAAUGGCAAAAGGUGAGUCAAAAUUUGAGCCUAGAGUUGGAACGUAAUGCCCAUUUAACGAGUCUAACAAAGAUUUUGUCACUUAGUUAUGAUGGCCUGCCUUACUACUUGAAACCAUGCAUUUUGUAUUUUGGUAUAUAUCCAGAGGACUAUUCUAUUAAUCAUAAGAGAUUAACUCGUCAAUGGAUAGCUGAAGGGUUUGUUAAGUAUGAUGAGAGACAAACUCCCGAGCAAGUUGCAGAUGAGUACUUGUCUGAAUUGAUUCACAGAAGUCUGGUUCAGGUCUCAAAUGUUGGCUUUGAGGGGAAAGUUCAAACAUGUCAAGUCCAUGAUUUAUUGCGGGAAGUGAUCAUUAGAAAAAUGAAGGAUUUAACUUUUUGUCAUUGUGUGCAUGAAAAUAGUGAAUCAAUUGUGGUUGUAAAAACUAGACGCCUGUCUAUAACCACUAGUCCCAGCAAUGUGUUGAAGAGCACCGAUAAUUCACAUUUUCGUGCUAUUCACGUUUUUGAAAAAGGUGGAUCGUUGGAGCAUUUCAUGGGUAAACUGUGCUCACAGUCUAAGAUUUUGAAGGUACUUGACAUUCAAGGUACAUCAUUGAAUCAUAUUCCCAAAAAUUUGGGGAAUCUUUUUCACUUGAGGUACAUAAACCUACGGAACACAAAAGUAGAGGCUCUUCCUAAAUCUGUUGGUGAGCUACAAAACUUAGAGACGUUGGAUUUAAGAGAAACACUUGUGCAUGAGUUGCCAAUUGAAAUAAACAAGCUGACAAGGUUACGACAUCUACUUGCUUUCCAUCGUAACUAUGAAGAUAAAUAUUCUAUUUUAGGCUUUACAACUGGUGUGCUGAUGGAAAAAGGUAUUAAAAACUUGACUUCCCUACAAAAUAUUUGUUAUGUCGAGCUAGAUCAUGGGGGAGUAGAUCUCAUUGAAGAGAUGAAAAUACUAAGGCAGUUAAGGAAGUUAGGUUUAAGGCAUGUAAGAAGAGAACAUAGCCAUGCCUUAAGUGCGGCAUUAGUAGAGAUGCAACACCUUGAAUCACUUAAUAUCACUGCAAUAGCAGAGGAUGAAAUUAUUGACUUAAACUUUGUGUCAUCCCCACCCAAACUUCAGCGACUUCAUUUGAAAGCCAGAUUAGAGAGGUUACCUGAUUGGAUUCCAAAACUCGAGUUUCUUGUUAAGAUAAGGUUAGGUUUAUCCAAGCUGAAAGACGAUCCAAUGCAGUCACUGAAAAACUUGCCAAAUCUGUUGAAGCUCUCUUUGUGGGACAAUGCCUAUGAUGGCGAAGUUUUGCAUUUUCAAAGUGGAGGAUUUAAAAAAUUGAUGACACUGAAUCUUAGUCGCUUGAGUAAAGUAAAUUCCAUUGUUAUAGACCAUGGAUGUUUGCUUUCUCUUGAACAUCUUAGACUGGAAAUAAUCCCCCAAUUGAAGGAGGUACCCUCUGGCAUCAAGCCCAUGCAUAACCUCAAAGACAUUUACAUCACUGAUAUGCCAGCUGAAUUCGCUAAGAGCAUUGAUCCAGACGAAGGACAAUACUACUGGAUCAUCAAGCAUGUACCUAUUGUAUUCAUUCGCCACUGGAUUGGUCCAAACCUACUUGAUUAUGAGAUUCACACUAUCCACUCAUACUCAGGGGAGUCACAAAAUAUUUGACAAUGCCUUGGUGUACAAUAAACUUCAAAAUAUUAAGAAAUCCGGAGCCUCCAUGUUACAGUUCAAACAUGACGCAUUUUGUUCUUCAUUCCAUCUAUAGUGCUUGAGUUCAAAAUAAAAAAUAUCUUCUCUGUGGAUUCCAUUCACCUAGUGAUUUUGUUAUUUGUGGUGUUGUAUGAUUUAGUUUUGGAAUUUUUCAAUCAAAACCUUGUAAAUAAGACCUAUAUAAGGACUCCGUUCAGGUACAUCAUUUUGAUAUUUCUUUCCUAUUUUUUCCAUUUGUGGCGGUUAAGAUUGGUGGGAGAUUUUAUUCAAUCCUUGUAAUAAUUGAAACCUCUUCAUUUGAAUGAAUAUAUUUUUAUUUGUUAACCAAGAAUAA
Molecule: messenger RNA, 3341 nt
Organism: Medicago truncatula (barrel medic)
Lineage: Eukaryota; Viridiplantae; Streptophyta; Magnoliopsida; Fabales; Fabaceae
Product: disease resistance protein RPM1
Exons: 2
Coding region: 113-2962 (949 amino acids)
Biological process (GO): defense response to other organism
Molecular function (GO): ADP binding
Source: RefSeq, a predicted model, not a curated record